UUCUCCGUUACAUUUCUCCUCUAAUUUAUUCCGAUUCUGAAUACUGUAUAGUAAACGUGUCAUAAAUUAUUAAUGUUUUAAGAGAGGUUAAAACAUGUCGUAUGAUGAGGUAGAUGUCGUACGAAUAAACUCCACAAAUAAACCCGAGCCCAGAGCAGAGCCCUAGCUUAGCUCCAGCUUCAGCUAUCCGCGUCCAUCCAUGGAUCCCAAGUACGGAAUCAAAUCAUGUAUUAAUCUCCAUCACCAUCACCAUCACCAUCACCACCACCAUCACCAUCACCAUCAUCAUUUCCACCACCAUCAUCAUCACAAUCAAUUAUUCUUCUUGCCUCAUCACCACCACCACCACUGCCACCGCCAUGUAUUCCCUAAUUGUGCUUCUUUACCCAAAACCCUAGAACCUUUGGGUUCCCAUGUUCAUAUCCCCAAUAAUGAUAUAGUGGAGGCUUCAGAAAAUGGAGGAGUAGUCGUAGAUUCUUCUCCUCGGGUGUUGCAGGAGGAAGAGGAUUAUGGGUUAGAAGAAGAGGAAGAAGAUGAGCUUAUUUUUGUGAUGACUGAUGAGUGGAGGGACUUCUUUGCAAAAUCUGAAGCUAAGAGGAAAUUAGAGAAAAAACAAGCUAAGAAGGGGAAAAAGUGAAGAAUUAUAUCCAAAGUUGAAAGCUUUUUGGAAGAAAGCUGUUCAAUGGAUAUUUUGUCCUUUUUUUUUUUGAAUAAAUGAUAUUUUGUCCUUUUAAAUUGUCAAGACCUGUGCCAAAUAUAUUCCUCUGAAUUUGCAAAAUUGAUUCUCAUGAUGGGAUUUCUAA
Cannabis sativa is the source of this 803-nucleotide messenger RNA. RefSeq lists its product as uncharacterized. The coding region runs from base 200 to 637 and encodes 145 amino acids. The record is from RefSeq and is a predicted model, not a curated record. The transcript has 3 exons. Lineage: Eukaryota; Viridiplantae; Streptophyta; Magnoliopsida; Rosales; Cannabaceae.